CCCCCUCACCCCGCCCCCAGCCGAAUGGGCCUGAAAACCUGGAAGCCCCAUCACCUUAACAAUCCUUCCACCUCCAUUUUAUAAGUCAGGCAGCAGCACUGGUCCUGGUUCCUGGCGGAUGACUGACGCCCAUUUUCUCUCGGCCUCUUCAAUUUCUCCAACCAAGAUCAAUCCACAAUGGCUGACUCAGGAGCUGCAGUGGUGUUUAAGCUUGUGUUGGUGGGAGAUGGAGGCACCGGGAAAACUACCUUUGUGAAAAGACACAUGACUGGAGAGUUUGAGAAGAAAUAUGUCGCGACUUUGGGUGUAGAGGUUCAUCCUUUGAUGUUCCAUACAAACCGAGGCGCCAUUAGGUACAAUGUGUGGGACACAGCUGGUCAGGAAAAGUUUGGAGGCCUGAGAGAUGGCUACUACAUCCAGGCCCAGUGUGCCAUCAUCAUGUUUGAUGUCACCUCCCGAGUCACUUACAAGAACGUGCCCAACUGGCAUCGUGAUUUGGUCCGUGUCUGUGAAAACAUUCCCAUCGUCCUCUGUGGUAACAAGGUUGACAUCAAAGACAGGAAAGUUAAAGCCAAAAGCAUUGUGUUUCACCGCAAGAAGAACCUGCAGUACUACGACAUUUCUGCCAAGAGUAAUUACAAUUUCGAGAAACCUUUCCUGUGGCUAGCACGGAAGUUGAUUGGUGACCCCAACCUGGAGUUUGUGGCUAUGCCAGCUUUGGCUCCCCCUGAGGUCCAAAUGGACCCCAUCCUUGCUGCCAAGUAUGAGGCUGAGCUUCAUGUUGCGUCACAAACGGCACUCCCAGACGAGGAAGACGACCUCUAACCUGCCACCGCCCCUUGUUUCCCAGCCCCCAGUUCUCCCUCGUGGACAGGAAGUUGGAGUUGGAAUUUUUUUCCGCCCUGUUUACUGUAAUAUCCCCUUUCAGUUUUUUUUCUUUCUCAGUUUUUUUUUUUGUUUGUUCUAAAACAAGUAAAUGGUGGAAAAAAGUUUUAAUUUCUGUAUAAGAUGUAUCUUCCCUAGUGUUUUUGGCAUGGUGAGAUGCCAGUCUUCAUUGUGGGUCACUCCACUGCACUUACCCAGCUGAUGUGAUGCUGUUGUAUGGUGUUCUGGACUUGCUAAAGAAGAAAACUUUGAAUAAAAACAUUAUCAAUAAACAACCUAA
Molecule: messenger RNA, 1165 nt
Organism: Synchiropus splendidus (mandarinfish)
Lineage: Eukaryota; Metazoa; Chordata; Actinopteri; Syngnathiformes; Callionymidae
Gene: ran
Product: RAN, member RAS oncogene family
Exons: 7
Coding region: 178-825 (215 amino acids)
Biological process (GO): ribosomal subunit export from nucleus; protein import into nucleus
Cellular component (GO): nucleus; cytoplasm
Molecular function (GO): GTP binding; GTPase activity
Source: RefSeq, a predicted model, not a curated record